AGGGCGGGAACGGCCAUCAGGGAUAUCGUUGGAGUCACAGGAGGUAGGGAGAAGGGUUGAAUCAAAGGUCGCAAAUUUGUGUAUGUGUAGCUUUUUGUUCACGCAGUCAGGGGAAUAUCUUCAUGGCUCAAGAGCGUAUGGAUCAGUAGCACAGUAUGCAAGGGAGGACGUCACGACAGAGGGCGGCGGGCGGGGGGAGGUAAGGAUAUAUCAGGGACCGGAAACCAGCACCGGUCACGAAAGAAGUCCCAAAGGAAGGAGGUUGAGUUCUUUGAGAGGCAAUGAAAGUCGUACAGAGUCAAUGAGAAAGAGGAGUCCAGAGAUUGUCGUCAAAAGGGAUAGGGUGAGAAAGAACCUAGGAAGGGAGGGAAGGGGAGGAGGAGGAGGAGAGGGAGGAUGACGGAUGGUCCAGACAGCGUUGGACGGCGGAUGCCAUGCCCUAUCGGGUUAGUGGCCCCGGGGGUGUCCUAACUUCCCUUAUUUAGGAACAAAAGGCGCUCAUCCCUUCACUUGAGA
Molecule: messenger RNA, 516 nt
Organism: Aspergillus homomorphus CBS 101889
Lineage: Eukaryota; Fungi; Ascomycota; Eurotiomycetes; Eurotiales; Aspergillaceae
Exons: 1
Coding region: 83-400 (105 amino acids)
Source: RefSeq, a predicted model, not a curated record